Molecule: messenger RNA, 3174 nt
Organism: Thlaspi arvense
Lineage: Eukaryota; Viridiplantae; Streptophyta; Magnoliopsida; Brassicales; Brassicaceae
Source: the annotation of a GenBank genome assembly
UUUAUUUAUUUGAAAAAGUCACAAAAAUUCAAAAAGAAAGAUAUGAAAAGCGAGUAAUUAAAUGCCCAUUUGUAAAGACAAGGUCCCAGCCGCAGCUAAAAUCCAGCUCUCCAUACAUAUACACUCCUUCACACAAAUUUCUCUCUAUCAAUGGAGAUUUUUCAGAAGGCGAAGGCGGUUCGUUUACGUAGUCACCACGACAAGUACCUAAUCGCCGACGAAGACGAAGAAUCCGUCACUCAAGACCGUAACGGCUCAGCAGGCGCAGCAAAAUGGACCGUCGAGCAAGUCCCUGGCUCCUCCAAUCUCAUCCGCCUCAAAAGCGCUUACGGCAAAUACUUAACGGCGUCAAACAAACCGUUCCUCCUCGGAGCCACCGGGAAAAAAGUCCUCCAGUCAAAUCCUAGCCGUCUCGACUCGUCUCUAUCUUGGGAACCGGUACGAGACGCUGCUUUAGUCAAGCUCAAGACUCGGUACGGUCACUACCUCCGCGGUAACGGCGGUUUGCCUCCGUGGAGAAACUCCGUCACUCACGACAUCCCUCAUAGAUCCGCGACUCAGGAUUGGAUUCUCUGGCACAUUGACGUCGUCGAGAUUCUCUCCGAUCAACACCACCACCAACCGCAACCACCGUCUCCGCUUCACCAUUCCGAUUCUCUCGAUUUCGCACCUGGAUCUCCUUCUAGAUCUGACCAUUUCUUCAGACAAGAGUCAACGGAUUCAGUGGCGGUUGGAUCGCCGCCGAAAUCGGAAGGGAGAGUGAUAUACUACCACGUGGCGGACGAUGACGGCGAGGUUGAAGAUGAUUCAGUUGAGGUAAGCUCGUUUACUUUCAAAGGCAACGGCGUUGAAGAGCUGACGAAGAGAUUGAAAGAAGAGAGCAAUGUGGAAGACGUUAUCGUUUGUACUCGUAGUCCAUUGAACGGGAAGCUUUUCCCGCUGCGUCUUCAGCUUCCGCCGAACAAUGCCGACAUGACCGUCGUCUUAGUCCCAAUCUCAUCGAAAAUAGCAGAAGAGUUCAUCAAGUGAGGAGGAUGUGUGUAUGUUUGAAGACUAUAGCUGCAAUUGAUUUGUUGUUAGUUUCAGCUGUAAGAUUGGAUUUGCCUUGAUUACAAAACUUACAAUUUAUACAAAAAAAUUGGUUUUUUCCCCUUUUUAUGCUUAAUCUCAUUGUUACCAGUAGUCUGAACAAGAACAGGACCCGUCUUUGAAGUGAUGGAAUCGAACACGAUCUCUCACAAUGAUCUCAGUGUUGAAGACUUUCGAAAUGAGUUUAGUAACCUCAUGGCAAUCAUUGCAGACGCGUAGAUUCUUGAAUACACGGAUUGGAGUUUGAGGUGGUAAGCUUAUCAGACCAAAAGCGAUAGCGAGUCUCUCGCUGUGCAGCCUUAGGGAACACUCUUUGCUGCUACUGUCGUCGACUAAAGGCGCUUGAGAUCCGUCCGGUGAAUAACCGAUCGAUCUCAGCUUCUCCUCGACCACUUUCAGCUGUUGGUAUAUCUGUUUCGUCUGAGGAUGCGACGUGUCUCCGGCGAAAAACUCGUGGGAGACGCCGUUUAUCUCGAUGGAACUGCAUCCUGGCUCUUUUCGAACUCCGUGUUCAGUCAUUAGCUUUCUGACGAUCCCAACAUCGUUCCACCGGCUCGCCGAUGCGUAGACCCUAGACAACAGAACAUAUGCGCCACUUGAACUUUGGUCGUCCUCUUCCCUUGUUUCAUCAAGCACCCGUGUAGCGAUUUCUUCGCUUAGCUCUACACUAGCACCCUUUUUGCAACAAGCGUCAAGGAGACUUCUCCAAAUCACUGCAUCUGGUUUCAUCGGCAUGCUCAUUAUUACAUCGAGAGCUUCAAUGAUGUAGCCUGCACGGGCUAUUAAGUCGAUGAUGCAACCGUAAUGCUCCAACGCAGGUUCGAUGCCGUAAUCUCUGACCAUCAUGUCGAAGUACAUGCGUCCUUUGUUUACCAUCCCACGGUGGUUGCAAGCUAUGAGGAUGGCAACGAACGUCACUGAGUUCGGUUUAACAUUCUCGCUUUUUCUCACCAUACGGUCGAAGCAAUCUAGAGCUUCUUGAGCUCUUCCGUGUGUAGCAAAACCUAGAAUCAUUGCGUUCCAUGAAGCCAAGUCGCGUUUUUGCAACCCGUUGAACACUUGCUCAGCCAUUCUCAAUGACCCGCAUUUGCAGUACAUUUCGAUCAACGAGUUCUUGAUCAGAACAUCCAUAGCAACAAAAUUGAAGACAUCGCGUUUUCGCAGCAGAAACGCGUGUGCCCAAGCGCCUAGCGACAAAGAUCCGAGACCAGCACACGCGCUCAGAACACUCUGCAUCGUGUAACCAUCCGGUUCGAAGGAUUUCUGCAUCUCUCUAAACAUCUCCAACGCCGAACCAUACUCCCCGUCACGAACCAGAGCAUCGAUCAUCGAGUUCCACGAGACAAGACUUCUCUCAGGCAUUUCAUCAAACACCUUCUUUGCUAAAUCUAAACAUCCACAAGACCCGUACAAAUGAAUCAAACCGUUGUUCACAUACACAUCUCCACUAAGCCCGUGUUUAACAAUCUGACAAUGAACCUGUUUCCCUUCGGAUAAUCCGAAUAUAUAAGCGCAAGCUUUCAAGACAAACGGAAACGUGUGUUUAUCCGGUGACGAUUUUCCUCUCUCUAACAUUUUCCGGUAAAGCAGGAAGGCUUCUUCUUUCCUUGAAACGUCGUGUGCACAUGCUCUGAUGAGUGUGUUCCACAUGAAUGAGCUAUGGUUUUCUUGGAUCGAAUCGAAGAGACGGAAUGCGUAAUUGACGUCGGAGAAGGAGGAAGAAAGCUGGAGGAUUCUGCCGUAGAGAAACAGAGUGGCGGUUUCGUCAGGGUAAGUGGUACGGAGAGUGAAGGCGUGAAGCUGCUUGAGCUGAGACAUGUUUGAGCAUGUUUCGGACAAGGAGAGAACGUGUCGGUGAUGGUUACCGGCGGCGGAGAAUGAAGGAGCUCCAGUGGAAGUGGGAGUUGCAGGUGGGACAUGGGGAGACAAUGGGUGGAGCAGAAGUCCGAUAGACAUUGGAUGAUAAGUUCGGAGUUCGAAGUGAAAACGAUAACUGUACAAAUAUUUUAUAAUUUUAAGUUUGAAUGUUCAUCCAAAAAUUAAAAUUCCCCUAUAAAAUUUGGGAAAAAUACUUAUUUAAUUCAU